CGUGCCCCGCUGGAGCGGGCACGGCGCCACCAUGCCAGGACUCCCGGAGCUUUUUCCCAUCCUCCGCGAGGAGCGAAACUCAGUGCUCGACCCGCAACCGUGUCGCACCGCCCCUGACACUCGCUUCGACGCUCCGUGCGAUCGCGGUCGAGUCGCGUGGAGAUCGAAGAGAGACGAGCGCGUCAUUAACGAUCGGACGUUAUCGGACGUUAAAGUGAUCUUCGAAGAUCACUGCGCGUUAUCCGAUAAUUUUUAACAAUAAUAAUUUUCAAUAAUUAAAUUUCGAUAAAAAGAAAUCGGUUUUGAGAUGUUUCUCCGGCAUCGUGAAGACAACGAUCUCGGUUCACGGUAACGGUUCGUCGCGACUUUUUCGUCUACGCGAGAAGGAAUCUGGACGAUCGAGCACGUCGAAACAAGCAAGGCAGCAACGGCAUUAUGCUAACGAUCGGCGUGAUCUCGCGGGUGUUUCACGAAGGGUUGCGAGUGGAAACCGAUCGUUCGGAUCGGACGGUGGUGGGCAGGUCGCUCUCAGGCGCGGAACAGCGCGUGAAUUAGAUCGGGAGAUGUGCGCAAAGUGAAAGAUGGCCCCGUUCCAUGGCAUGGCUCUCCUGCUCCUGGGAAUCGGAUACCUGUUACACGCGGAACCACUUCACGGCGAACGCGGCAUCGCGUUCUUGCAUCUCAACAACGACACAUUUGGCAAAGGGGAGAAGUCGCAGCGCGGCACAAAGAAGACAUAUUUUUUCAAAGACACGCCGCAAAAGUUAACGGUGGCCAUAGGACAAGCCGCCGUUCUGUUAUGUCGUGUUAAGAACCUAGGAAACAGAACUGUGUCUUGGAUCCGAAAAAGGGACCUACACAUCCUGACGUCCAUGUCGGUGACUUACACGAGCGACGCGAGAUUUACGGUAGUCGGCAAUCCGGAGACCGACGACUGGAAUCUGCGAAUAGAUUACGUGCAACCGCGGGACGCAGGCAUUUACGAGUGUCAGGUUAAUACAGAACCGAAGAUAUAUAGAGCCGUGGCACUGAAGGUUUUGGAUAUACAGGCGAGGAUCACGGGUUCCCAGGAGUUGUACAUCAGAAAGGGCAGCACUAUCAGUCUGACCUGCAUCAUAGAACUGCAGGAUUUGCCCCCGAGCAACGUGACCUGGUACCAUGCUGGUGCGGUGAUCGAUUUCGACGGUCCAAGGCGAACAUCCCGCCGCGAUGCAGCACGGUGGUACUGGCGAUGCAAAUAGGAGACUCGUCCUGCUCGUCCUGAUUUUCCUCGUCGAUACGGUGUUCCGGUGAACGACGCGUCACCGAUCUCUCGCGAAUUCCUCCCGAAUUCGCUCUGAGACAUUCGCACGGAUUCCGACAGGGGAAGAAUCGAUGUGUCCGGCGUAUGACUUCCAGUAAAGACGAAUAUUGUUUUUUUCUUCUUUCCGUUUUAUCAUUGUUCCGCACGAUCGACGUAGCGAUAACACUAAUUCAGACUCAUCGUACAUCACAUCGUACGUUUGUUUGACGGAUUUUAAUCGGACCGGACUUGUUGCACUCUCAAAUACCUGGUCGCUCAAAUACUCUUGCCCGAGAUGUCAGUACGAAUGUAACAUGUAUGUAAUAUAAUAAAUCUUUUGGAGUUACACAA
This is a messenger RNA of Pogonomyrmex barbatus (red harvester ant), 1633 nucleotides long. Its product is annotated as roundabout homolog 1. Gene Ontology annotation, biological process: synapse organization. The record is from RefSeq and is a predicted model, not a curated record. Gene Ontology annotation, cellular component: neuron projection membrane. NCBI's taxonomy places the organism in Eukaryota, Metazoa, Arthropoda, Insecta, Hymenoptera, Formicidae.